This is a messenger RNA of Python bivittatus (Burmese python), 1470 nucleotides long. RefSeq names its product cation channel sperm associated 2 (gene CATSPER2). The record is from RefSeq and is a predicted model, not a curated record. Gene Ontology annotation, biological process: transmembrane transport; monoatomic ion transport; flagellated sperm motility. Gene Ontology annotation, cellular component: membrane; CatSper complex. NCBI's taxonomy places the organism in Eukaryota, Metazoa, Chordata, Lepidosauria, Squamata, Pythonidae. Gene Ontology annotation, molecular function: calcium-activated cation channel activity.
AUGCAGACCUCCCCACCUUCUAAGAAAAUUCCCAAAUCCAACAUUGUCUUCCAGGUGAAUCCCCGAGCGGAUGCCAUUCGCUCCAAGCUGAUCUAUACAUUUUACCUGAUAGACCACUUGCAGGGGCUGAGCCAUGCAGUGCCACGGCAUAACGUACAGGAUUUUUUGGACCCCAAAAAGCUGAAGAAGCUGAUGCUCAUGGACCACAACCAGCUGGUCCGCUUCAAUGUCAUGCCCGUCCGAAACAUCCAGAUCACCCAGGAGAAACGCUGGCGCAACCGUAUUGAAGUGCGUUGCAGCCACUGGCCCCCUCUGAAGAUGUGGGCUUCUUCAGUUCUGAACAGCCCAACGUUCAAGGGCUUCAUCAUCUUUCUCAUCUUCCUGAACAUGCUUGUCCUCAUGAUCUCAACAGAGAUAAUGGAGAAGAGGGGAAUAAUCUUUGUGAAAAUAAGUAGGGCACUGGAGGUGAUCAUUUGGGUCAUUUUACAUGUCUUUACGGCUGAGAUUGGGCUGCACUGGUUUGUGAGCUUUCAGAAAUAUUGGAAAAAUCCCUGGAAUGUCUUUGAUUUCACAGUGACCAUCAUCUCCUUUAUCCCAGAAAUUUACUUCCUGUUAGAGAAGUACCACAGUGUGGCAAGUCUCCGACUUCUGCAGGUGUGUCGCGUGCUGCGUUGCCUAAAGCUCUUUUCCAGAGUCCCACAAGUCCGGGUCCUCAUCAUGGCUAUUGCCAAAGCCUUGAAAGCGAUGGCCUUCAUCUUGGUUCUCCUCGCCUUCCUCUUCUACGUCUUUGCUGUGUCAGGCAUCUUCUUUUUUGAGAGUUACAGCCGUUCAGACAGGAACGACCUUACUUACAACAUGUAUUUCAUGGACAUGCCCAAUGCCUUAGUGACUAUCUUCAUUCUUUUCACCAUGGAUCACUGGUACGCUUUGCUGCAAGACUCGUGGAAGGUCCCAGAGAUGAACAGGAUGAUCAGCGGCGUGUUUGUCUGUCUGUGGCUUCUAAUCGGGGCAUUUAUUUUUAGGAAUCUCUUUGUUGCCAUUAUGGUCACAAAUUUCCAGAACAUUCGAAGUGACCUAAGUGAAGAGGUGAGACAGAUAGAGGCUCAGAAACAAGCUGACAAAUUUAAAAUGGAGAUCAUGGAAAGGAGAUAUAGCCUGAAUCAGACAACUAUGGACAGAGACAGUGCAUUACGGGAAAAGUUCAGCUUGGACAUCCCAUUCGUUCCAACCGCAGACUAUCCAUAUUACAGCUAUGAUGAAAUGCACCCUGGAAUCUUGGACUGGGAGACUUACAUCCACAAGAACUUACCGGGACUCUAUGCUGCUGACGAUGACGAACAGGUCCUUUGGCCUCGGGACUCCCUCUUCCGUUACUUUGAGUUGUUGGAGAAUUUGCAGUAUAACCUGGAUGAACGCAAACAACUACAGCAAUAUAUAGUAUUGGCUCUUUCCAACCUUGAGGACAAGUAG